UCAUUCAUUGACGUAAUGUCUCCAUUUAUACCCCACACACCCACAUUUAUACAACCACUCAUUUCUGAAGUUUUUUCACAACUGAAAGUAGAUAUGGAGGAUUUUUUCGAGUCUUUGCCGGAAGGUUUCAUAGCAGAAGCAUUAGCACUCACCAGCCCUCGAGAUGUUUCCCGUUUGUCCUCCGUCAAUUCCGUUUUCCGGUCGGCGGCACAGUGGGAUAGCGUUUGGGAGAGUUUCACACCGCCGGAGUACCUGACGGAGACGGCGGACGGUGGUGCAGUCGGAUCGAAGAAGGAGGUGUAUCUACGUCUCUGUGAUCAUCCAAUCAUUAUAGAGGAAGGAAGCAAGAGUUUCUGGUUGGAUAAAAGCAGCGGGAAGAAAUGUUACAUGUUAGCCGCGAGACAACUGUCAAUUGCAUCUUCCGAUUCUCCAAAUUGUUGGAUAUGGACACAAACACCAGAAUCAAGAUUCAAAGAGGUAGCAGAACUUAUCAGUGUGAGUUUACUUGAAAUCAUCGGCAAAAUCAAUACUUCAAUCUUCUCCCCUGAUACAACAUACGUUGCUCUUCUUGUGUUCAAAACAACAUCGAAAGCUUAUGGGUUUGAGUACCAACCGGUGGAGGUGUGUAUUGGUUUUCACGGCGACCGGAGUCAAACCCGGUUGGUGUAUCUCGACCCUGAAGCAGGGCGGAGGCGAGGACUCCGAUCAAGGAGGCGGAUUGGGAUAUUUAGCAAAGGGGCAUUCGCGAAUUGGGAUGUUGUGCCUCCCCCUUCUAAAGAGAAUGGUCCGAAACAAAGAGACGAUGGGUGGUUUGAGAUUGAGAUCGGAGAAUACUUUAAUGGCGGUGGUGAUGCGGCGGAACUGGAGCUGCGUGUGGCGGAGGUGAACGGAGGGAAUUGGAAGACUGGGCUUGUUAUUCAAGGUAUCGAGUUUAGGCCUAAAAAGUCGUAAGUAAGAAUUAAGAAAGUAGUUGUUGUGUUGGAAAUUGGAAAUCAGUUAGUAUGGUUUAUAGGAAAACAGCUGAUUUUUUUUAUUUUUUUUAUUUUUUUUUUUAGCGAUAUGAUAUGGCUUUAAUUUAGAAAUUGUAAUGUAUUGAAUAUUGUUUGGGAUUUUUCUGAAUAUAAAAGUUCUAAAAUAUUUCUAGAA
Lactuca sativa (garden lettuce) is the source of this 1146-nucleotide messenger RNA. RefSeq names its product putative F-box protein PP2-B12. Lineage: Eukaryota; Viridiplantae; Streptophyta; Magnoliopsida; Asterales; Asteraceae. The record is from RefSeq and is a predicted model, not a curated record. Gene Ontology annotation, molecular function: protein binding.